Messenger RNA from Oryza sativa Japonica Group (Japanese rice), 1302 nucleotides. NCBI's taxonomy places the organism in Eukaryota, Viridiplantae, Streptophyta, Magnoliopsida, Poales, Poaceae. The record is from RefSeq and is a predicted model, not a curated record.
CCGAAGGCGAAGCGUUCUUUUCCCCUUUGGGACGCGGGAUUCCCUCGCCGCCGCCGCCGCCGCCGCCGCCGCCGCCGCAGUGACCACCUCGCUCGCCGGCGGACUCGAUUGGCUCACCGGCGGCGACGGAGGAGGAGGAGGCAUCUGCGGCGUUCGGCGCGACCCCGGAGAUGGAGGGGUUCCUCUGCGACCGCCUGCUCGACGCGGCGCAGCCCAUCGCCGAGCGCUUCCGGGCGCUCUUCUCCCUCCGCAACCUCCGCGGCGACGCCCCUCGCCGCGCCCUCCUCCAAGCUGCAAGGGACUCUUCAAACUUGCUUGCCCAUGAGGCUGCAUUUGCACUAGGACAAAUGCAAGAUGCUGAGGCUAUCCCUGCAUUAGAGGCAGUUCUCAAAGAUCUUUCACUUCAUCCAAUUGUCCGACACGAGGCUGCGGAAGCGCUUGGAGCUAUUGGCCUGGAAAAGAGCAUUUCCCUGCUGGAGGAGAGUUUAGCUGUUGAUCCUGCCGUGGAAGUUCAAGAAACAUGUGAGCUGGCUAUUAGACGGAUAGAAGAGCAAAAGAAUACUAGUGGAGUUGAAAGUGCAACUGUUUCACCUUUUCUCUCAGUUGAUCCAGCACUGCCUGCAAAGCAAGGACUUCCAGUAGAACAACUAAGGGAGCUUCUUCUCAACGAGCAAGAAAGCAUGUAUGAACGUUAUGCAGCUCUCUUUGCACUAAGGAAUGACAGUGGAGAUGCUGCUGUUUCUGCUAUUGUUGCUGCUCUAGGCGUCAAAAGUGCUCUUCUACGCCACGAGGUUGCUUAUGUGUUAGGCCAGCUACAAAACAAAGCUGCUUCAGAUGCACUUUCCACUGUCCUGAAGAAUGUUGAUGAGCAUCCAAUGGUCAGGCAUGAAGCUGCUGAGGCCCUUGGUUCAAUUGCAGAUCAGGAAAGCAUUGCACUUCUGGAGGAGUUUGCAAAGGACCCUGAGCCAAUAGUCUCCCAGAGCUGCGAAGUAGCACUCAGCAUGCUUGAAUAUGAGAGAUCAGGGAAGGCCUUUGAGUUUUUGUUCCCGCAGACUCCUCAGGUGCAGCAGGAGUCCUAAGUGAGUUGUGAAAGUGUGAACUGAGAGCGAGAGGCAGGCUGGAAUGUGUCUAAUCCUGUAAUCCAAACCUUAUACCAGUCUACCUUGAAUUGAUAUGUUCGUCAAAAGGAUUUACUGAUCAAUCUCUGGGCUCUCAUUCUAGGAAGAAAAGAGAAUGUGUUUUCUUUGAGUACCAACUAGACUAGGUGCUUAAUGAUCCUAUUAACGCAUUGUUUUUUUUUAA